AUGGCUAGUGCUGAGCCAGAUCCGCUAAUACCACCAGCAUUCUGCCUCCUGACACUCCUGGUGCGCAGCGUGGUGGUUUUCUUUGUGUGGGUGGACGGGCUCUCGGUUGGGUUGAAGGGUUGUGACCUUGCGUACUGGCUGCAAAGGGUGGUAGAUCGUAGGAUGCAAAGUGCCAUCUUCCACUACGAACUCCUCCACAAAUUGGCUGGGUAUGGCACGGACAACCGAGAACACGAGCUGAAGUUUGCUGCGUCCAAGACAUAA
Messenger RNA from Knipowitschia caucasica, 264 nucleotides. NCBI's taxonomy places the organism in Eukaryota, Metazoa, Chordata, Actinopteri, Gobiiformes, Gobiidae. The record is from the annotation of a GenBank genome assembly.